Grammomys surdaster is the source of this 7401-nucleotide messenger RNA. RefSeq names its product calmodulin regulated spectrin associated protein 1 (gene Camsap1). Gene Ontology annotation, biological process: neuron projection development; negative regulation of microtubule depolymerization; cytoplasmic microtubule organization. The record is from RefSeq and is a predicted model, not a curated record. Gene Ontology annotation, molecular function: calmodulin binding; microtubule minus-end binding; spectrin binding. The transcript is spliced from 16 exons. Bases 1 to 4653 code for a protein of 1550 amino acids. Lineage: Eukaryota; Metazoa; Chordata; Mammalia; Rodentia; Muridae. Gene Ontology annotation, cellular component: microtubule minus-end.
AUGGUGGACGCGGGCGGUCGCUCUGCCGCCGAAGGCUGGAGGAGGAUGGAGGCGCCCCCGGAGGGCACCGACCUGGUGCCGCUGGACCGCUACGACGCGGCGCGGGCCAAGAUCGCCGCCAACCUGCAGUGGAUCUGUGCGAAGGCCUAUGGCCUAGACAACAUCCCUGAGGAUCUCCGAGACCCGUUUUAUAUCGACCAGUAUGAGCAGGAACACAUUAAGCCACCCGUUAUAAAGCUUCUCCUGUCCAGUGAGCUGUAUUGCCGUGUCUGCAGCCUCAUCCUAAAAGGGGACCAGGUGGCUACCUUGCAAGGACACCAGUCUGUCAUCCAGGCCCUGUCCCGGAAGGGCAUCUAUGUGAUGGAGAGUGACGAUACCCCUGUGACAGAUGCUGACCUCAGCCAGGCACCUAUUAAGAUGAGUGGCCACAUGGCGAUGGUGGAUGCCCUGAUGAUGGCCUACACCGUGGAGAUGAUCAGCAUUGAGAAGGUGGUGGCCAGCGUCAAGCGCUUUUCUACAUUCAGCGCCUCAAAAGAGCUUCCUUAUGACCUCGAGGAUGCCAUGGUAUUCUGGAUCAAUAAGGUAAAUCUUAAAAUGAGAGAGAUAACAGAGAAAGAAGUUAAAUUAAAACAGCAGCCACUGGAAAGUCCUGCUCAUCAAAAGGUCCGCUAUCGGCGAGAGCACCUCUCUGCUAGGCAGUCACCCUACUUCCCGUUGUUGGAGGACUUGAUGAGAGACGGCAGUGAUGGCGCUGCUCUUUUAGCAGUGGUUCACUAUUAUUGCCCAGAGCAGAUGAAACUGGAUGAUAUUUGCCUGAAGGAGGUGCCAUCGAUGGCUGACAGCCUGUAUAACAUCCGGCUUCUGAGGGAGUUUUCCAACGAGCAUCUGAACAAGUGUUUCUAUCUCACCCUGGAGGAUAUGCUGUACGCUCCCCUAGUGCUGAAGCCGAACGUUAUGGUUUUUAUCGCCGAGCUCUUCUGGUGGUUUGAGAAUGUCAAACCAGAUUUUGUUCAGCCCCGAGAUAUUCAAGAGCUGAAGGAUGCUAAAACAGUGUUACAGCAGAAGAGCAGCCGACCUCCUGUCCCGAUCUCCAAUGCAACCAAACGCAGCUUCCUGGGUAGCCCUGCUGCCAUGAGCCCCGCUGACCUGCCACCACCCACCCAGCCUCUCACUGAAGGCAGUCAUCGGUACCACCUCCACUCGGAAGAACCUGAGUAUCAGCGACACAGAUCGAAUUCCUUAACUCGGGUUGAUGGUCAGCCACGAGGUGCAGCAGUAGCAUGGCCAGAUAAAAAAACCAGGCCCGUGUCACAGCCAACACCGUUUGCUCUCCAUCAUGCUGCAAGUUGUGAUGUGGACCCCAGUUCUGGUGACAGUGUCAGCUUAGCCCGCUCUAUCAGCAAGGAUAGCUUGGCAUCUAAUGUUAUCCACCUGACCCCACAGAACCAACCCCAUUCUUCAGCUGGAAAGACCAAUGGGAAAAGCCUCCUGAGCAAUGUCAACAUUGAGGAUGAGGAGGAGGAACUUGUAGCCAUCAUCAGGACAGAUGUGUCUCCUCGUUCCCCAGAGAUUCCCAGGAUCUCACCUCAGGCCCCAGGCCUGGUGGCAACUGUCAGGUCUCCCCAGAGACAGGCAGACACUCUGGAGAGUAAGCCUGACAGUUUUUACUUAGAGCCCCUGAUGCCAGCAGUCCUCCGGCCAGCCAAAGAGAAGCAGAUUAUCACUAAGGAAGAUGAGCGUGGAGAAGGGAGAUCAAGGACCAUCAUGGCCAAGAGGCCUAGUGAGGGCUCCCAGCCUAUGGUACGGAAGAAAGCAACUGGUAGCCAUGGCAGUCGUGACCUUAACAGAACUUUUACCCCAAUUCCUUGUUCAGAAUUUACUGCGAGUAUUGAUCCUGCAGAGGUAGGACCACAGUCAGCAGAAGUUACAGGGGAAGGACAGCCUCUGACCCUGGGUAGAUUUGAUCCAUUACCUCAGGGGCAGGCUGCUGAUGGUUUCUUUCUUCAUGUAGGCAGGGCUGAGGAAGAUGAGGGGAGGUGGUAUGUUGGUUCACAGAGUCCCAGCUCCCAUGACUCAGAACCCUGGACCAUCCUGAGGCAGGACUCAGACUCUGAUGUGGCGGAUGUAGAGGAUACCGAGCAGGAUUUUAUUGGUGAGGACCAUCCUGUGGUUAUCCCCAGAUAUGCUGGUGAGGAAGAGUCAGCCAAAUUACAAGAGGAUAUGAAAGUGAAGGAACACGAAGACAAAGAUGAUGCCAGUGGCCGCUCAAGCCCUUGUCUGAGCACGACUUCUCAGCUCAGCAGCAUGUCCAUGGCAAGCGGAAGUGUGAAGAUGACCAGUUUUGCUGAAAGGAAGCUCCAGCGGCUCAACAGCUGUGAGACCAAGUCCAGCACCAGCAGCUCCCAGAAGACCACCCCAGAUGCAUCGGAAAGCUGCCCAGCCCCUCUGACAACAUGGCGCCAGAAGAGAGAGCAGAGCCCAGGCAGGCACAGUAAGGACCCUGCCAGCUUGCUGGCUUCUGAGCUGGUGCAGCUGCACAUGCAGCUGGAGGAAAAGCGCAGAGCCAUUGAAGCCCAGAAGAAAAAGAUGGAGGCACUCUCUGCACGGCAGCGUCUCAAGCUGGGCAAGGCAGCCUUUCUGCACGUGGUAAAGAAAGGGAAGGCUGAUGGGGCCCCACAGCCACUGAGACCCGAACACUUCAUGAAGGAAUUCACACAGCACAAUGGGGAGGACUUGGAUGAUGGCACUUGUAAAACUGAAGAGUUCCUUGUCAAAGAAGAACAGAGAGAUCUCAGUGACUCUCAGGAUGUGGCAUUUGUCCAUCUACAUAAACCCAGGGACCCAGCUACUCUGCAUGAUGGAGAGAAGCACAGAGUCAUUGCUGCUGCUCUCCUGGAGGACAGUGUUGGUGAGGUAGAUGUGACUGAGUGUGACUUGUCCAUUGAGAAACUUAAUGAGACCAUCAGUACACUGCAGCAGGCUAUACUGAAGAUCUCCCAGCAGCAAGAGCAGCUUCUCAUGAAGUCCCCCACAGUGCCAACACCAGGCACUAAGAAUAACUGCCAGGACCAAAAAGUAAAGGCCCCAGUCCACUUUGUUGAGCCACUCUCUCCAACUGGUGUGCCUGGCCACCGCAAACCCCCACGGCUUGGCCAGGGCCGGAAUUCCCGCUCAGGAAGGCCAGCUGAACUGAAGGUUCCAAAAGACAGGCAGCAGGGUUGUUCUCGGAGCAAAACUCCAACACCCAGUGUGGAGGCACUCCCACAUUCAAGGUCUUUACCCCCAAGUACCCAUCCACGGUCACCCUCCGACCCUGGUGGGGAACUCCCUGAGAAGUGUCUCUUUGACAGUUAUAGACUCCAUGAUGAGAGUAACCAUCGGACACUUGUUCUGUCCUCUUGCAAAGAUGCAAACAUUAUCUCAGAGCAGAUGAACUUUAAAGAGGGUCUGGAUACAAGUGUAAAAGAGGCAGGGCUGAGUGCCUCUGCUGUCACAGGCAAAGAACACACUCUGAUGGAGGAGCCGCUGAGGAGCAAGGCCAGCCUCAUUGAGGUGGACCUCUCUGACCUGAAGGCCCCUGAUGAGGAUGGAGAGGUGAUUGGUCAUGAGAGCUCGGUAGAGCUUGGUGGAGAUAGUGACCAGAAGCCUGGGGUUGGUUUCUUCUUCAAGGAUGAACAGAAAGCAGAAGAUGAGCUUGCUAAGAAGCGAGCAGCUUUCCUUCUGAAACAGCAGCGCAAGGCUGAAGAGGCUCGUGCACGCAAGCAGCAGCUGGAGGCAGAAGUGGAGCUCAAGCGAGAUGAAGCCCGGCGUAAGGCUGAAGAGGAUCGACUCCGGAAGGAGGAGGAGAAGGCAAGGCGAGAGCUCAUUAAACAGGAGUACUUGCGGAGGAAGCAGCAGCAGGCCCUGGAGGAGCAAGGACUUGGCAAACCUAAAUCAAAGCCUAAAAAGCCUCGGCCAAAGUCAGUUCACCGGGAAGAGUCUUGUAGUGACUCUGGCACCAAGUGCUCUUCCACCCAUAACUUGAGCCAAACUCACUCUGGCUCCAGCCUAUCGUUGGCAUCUGCAGCAACAACAGAGCCUGAGAGUGUUCAUUCGGGGGGCACACCUUCUCACCGAGUUGAAUCACUGGAAGCCUUACCUAUCCUGAGCCGCAACCCCAGUCGGAGCACAGACCGAGACUGGGAGACUGCAUCGGCAGCUUCCUCUUUGGCCUCUGUGGCCGAGUAUACAGGUCCUAAACUCUUUAAGGAGCCCAGUAGCAAAUCAAACAAACCAAUUAUUCACAAUGCUAUCUCCCACUGCUGUCUGGCUGGAAAAGUGAAUGAACCUCACAAGAAUUCAAUAUUGGAGGAGCUGGAGAAGUGUGAUGCCAACCACUACAUCAUUCUGUUCCGAGAUGCGGGCUGCCAGUUCAGGGCACUUUACUGCUACCAACCUGAUACUGAAGAAAUCUACAAACUCACUGGCACGGGGCCAAAGAGCAUCACCAAGAAGAUGAUUGACAAACUGUAUAAAUACAGCUCAGACCGAAAGCAGUUUAACCUGAUCCCAGCCAAGACCAUGUCAGUCAGUGUGGAUGCACUCACGAUCCAUAACCACUUGUGGCAGCCCAAGCGACCCACAGUGCCAAAGAAGACCCAGACUCGUAAGUGACCACGGCAGUCAGGACUCUGAGAGGAUGUGCUGACAGGAUCCCCAUUUAUUAUUUUCAUCCAUUUUGGUACGAAGUAUGAUGAGUCACGGACAGUUUUCUACAGAGGUUGCUAGAGAACAGAGAAGAUCCUCUCACCACUGAUUGCACACAUGGAUGCUGGGCACUGCGUAUCCAGGAGUGAGUCCUGUGCUUUCAUGGGCAUGGCUGCUGUGGCCCACUGACCACUGAGAUCCUCAGAAUAAGGGACACCAUGGAGUGAUCUGGGCUGUGGGCCCCUCACUUGAAGUUCUUCAGGAUAAAUUAAAUGUGAUCUGCUCUCUGGCCUCCUUCACCCGGUGCAUACUGCCUGAUGCCCCAUGUUGGCCAGCUGUAAUCGUGCGUGAUUAUAGGGCCGAGGCUUGUUCGGGUCAGGGUGUUUGAAUGUCUUCAUAAAAGGAGUUCGUAUGGGAAAUCUUUUUCAUUUUAGAAAUUGUAUGAUAUUUAUUGACUAUGUCUACUGCCAACCUUUAUAUCCAGUUCUAAGAUUUCUGAAAAAAACAAACAAAAAAAAACAAAACAAAACAAAAAACAAACAAAAAAAACAAACCUGUUCCUUGCUGCUCAGAAAAAGUUUACUGAAAAUGUCAAUUCACUAAAAGCACUGAAAUCGGCAAAAUUUGUGUUCUGCUAAAAUGACGUUUACAUAUUUGGAGUGAGUAUUUCUGCCACACAAUCAGAAGGGUUGUGGGUACUGCUAGCUGAUGCUGGCCUCAUUGGAAGCCGGCAGCUAAGCUGGCUUUAGCCACCACUGGUUAGGUCUAGGCAAUGUGCUGGUAUGUUCACUUUAAUAAAGGCAGAUUUUGGUAUAGUAGCAUACGUUCCACCCUUGGCUGCCGGCUCCUUCGUGGUGUUGUGAUGGCCUGGCUUGCCUACCAUAUAGUUCUUGCUUCUGGAGGAACAGCAUGCUCGGUGCCGUGUGCUGUCUAAGGUGAGGUUGGUAAUUCUGCAUUUUGCCUCUUUUAAAACGUGGUGGUUAUUUGCAGUUAUUUCAGAAUGGGGUAGCUGCUUCAGGUCUCUUCCCCACUGGUCCCUGUGGCAGCUGUCUGCUUCAGAACAGGCGUUCCUGGGGAGCAGAGGUGCCCCAGCGAUGAGCCAGCUGUUCGAAGACCCUGGAGCCACUUGUAGUUUUGCACAUUUCCUUUUGAGAGUGUUACUUGAAUCUGUCUCAACUGCAGGAGAGAAUUGAAGAGAACAGAGGGAACUCAGACGUCUCAGUGUUAGCACUGGCCGUGUCAGGCAGACGGGAAUGGAGCAUGGGACAGAAGGCUGGAGGGGUGGGGUGAGGUGAGGUGAGGUCUGGUCUUCUCUUCCUUUGUGACUGUAUCCAGUCAGGAGUGGCAGGCGCUGUGCUGUAUGAGCAGUAAAGUCUGUGACCGCCUGUCACCGGCUGCCCUGUGUGUUUUCAUUUCUCACUGUGCACUUGAUGUUACCAUAUUUAUUUUAAGAGAGCACUACAAUGUAAUAAAGUAACGAGCUGGCUUUCUGUUAACUGUGUGGUUGUCACAACUCCUUCUCCUGACAGUGUCGCGCAGCUCCUGGCUUCAGGGCACUGCACAUGACUUUCAUGUUACCUAGGAAUUUGUUUUUCAUGAAGAAUUGGAAGACCCGGUGUAGAGCAGAAAGUUACAUUUCUGCUCCACUUCUGAUGUGGUGAGUUAGCACGUGGCCUGUCUUGAAGGCUGUCUCAAGCGCAGGCUGUGGAAGCCAUGUGGCUUGAUGGCUUAGAAUCACCCAUGCCUUCUGUGUGCCCUGGCACAGCAGUAGUUUUUAUUAGGAAGUUUACGGUACAGGACUUAGCAAUGGUGAUCUGGAGUCUCCAGGGUGUGGAUACUUUGUCUCAACCAGCUGUGCUGGGAAGACUGCUCAUUUAGCCUCUCAGGCAGAAAGUGUCAAGUAAUUCAGUACAUGACAGUUCAUGUGGGUCAUUCCUUAGUAAUGACAGACUCCAAGGAGCCCAGAUUGGUUGGCAUUAAAAAUAUUUUUCAGAAAUAAAUGUGCAGACAGGAUAUUAGGGGGCUAAUACAUACACCUGUAUGUGUGUGUAGACAUGGGAUAUACCUAUAUGUGCAUAUAUGAGUAUAUGCACAUGAAUGUGUGUAGAUGGCCUGUGUACAUAUGUGUGUAUGCAUGCCAAAGAUACCAUUUCUAGUGUGACCUUUUGACCUGGUAUUCUAGGUGUGUUCCUGCAAUACAAUCUCCAGUCAAACUUUUCAGGCCUAGACUACUUCAGGCAAUAUUGAAAAGUGACAUAGUACAAAAUAUACUUCUAGAUUGUUUGAAACUGUGGUUGUUAUUUUGAAGAAGAAAGUGUUAAAGUAAAUUUUUCUUGUUGAAAGUUAAUCAACUUGGGUAAACCUUUAUAGAUUGGUGCUGGUUUACCUAGUGAAAUGGCUUUGAUCUUGGUGACCUGACCCUAUUGGUGGUUUCAUUUUAUGGUUACCUGUGUCCAGUGUCACAUGUGUAAAGCCAGUACUAUCUCCUGCAUUAUGUUUGUGGCCAAGUCACAAGCCCCACUGGGAAGCAGCCAUGCCCAGCAUCCUCCUGUUUCUCACUGAUUCCUUGGCAAUAAACUUGUACCUUGCAGGCUCAGGGUCUCCCUGGUGUCUGAGGUGCACUCUGGUGCUUCUGCUAUCUGGUGUCACUGGUGUUCUGAGCUCUGUGCUGCUGUGAUACAUGAAAAUCAUAAUAAAAACCAUGACCAAAUGCAA